UCAGAUCGAGCACACAGGGCCUCAGCAGGUGACUACAAGCUCAUAAACUAAAAGCCUGCAGAUGGAGCCUGGAGCACAGAAUCUGUUCAAUCCGUUUUGUAAUUUUGUAAUCCAGAGCUGGAAUCGGUACUUUGGAGACUCCAAAGAAUGAAUGGAUAUGAAAGUAUGAGGGACCCACUACUCGGUAAUGAACCAGCCCGACGCUCUGGUUUGCACCAUUACUGCUGUCCCCUCUCUCUCUAUAUAGGGGGGUGUCACUGUAGUGAGGGAUGUGCAGCGAUUUCUGGAGCAGGGGGAGACUGGGCAGGGCAUCCAGGAUACAGGCCACAUGGCAUGUAGAGGAGAGCUGGCUGUGUGAGUUCCUGUCUUCACAUCUCUUUGUGUGCGAUCUUUGUCUGCAUGUGUACCUGUGCUCACUCUGCUGCGAAUGCCUGCCUGUGUGUACUUGCUGGGACUUGCACGCGCUUAUGUGUGAGUGCCUGUAUGCCGGCGCGCGUGCACGCGCGUGCUCAUCAGAGUGGCUGGUAUUCUUGGGACUUUCCUCUCUGGCUUCCUCCUUUGGCCCGCUUCCUGGAAAGUGCCGCAUUAUAACGAGCAGCGCUCAGCGAAAGCUCCGCCCCUGCGCCUCUGGGGGGGCUCCUCCACCUUAACGCCGUGCCGCUCCGUCUCCGUCCCGCAGAUGGCUUUGGGAUCCGUGACGAGCAGUUAGCGACAGGCCGGGGGUCGGGACGUGUGACCGGAAGCUCCGGGAGGAGUGGCUGACGUAACCGCUGCGGCCGCACUCGGACGCAUCUAACACACCCAGCUGUGAGGAAGCUUUUAAUCUGCCGGCAGCCGGGAGCUUGACUGCUGAGAGAGGAACCUGCAGCGGUCCGUGUGUGUGCGGACAGGCUUUCCGAGCAGCAGCUGCAGGACCUGGCGCUUAUACCCGCACUGAGAAGACGUGAUGCGCUAACUCAACCUUUUCCUCUCCCAACAUGGACGGACUGUCAUUUAACUUAAAUGUGAUGGACAAUGAGAUCCUGAUGACCAACAUGCCUGACUUGACGUACCAGCCCAUGUCUCCAGCCAGUAUGACGGUCGAGCCCUUUCUGCAGACAGCCCAUGGACCGUACCUGCAGAUCAUCGAGGAGCCCAAGCAGAGGGGAUUCCGAUUUCGGUACGAGUGUGAGGGACCAUCCCAUGGGGGUCUGCCAGGGGCUUCCAGUGAGAAGAACAAGAAGACAUAUCCCACAGUGAGGGUGAGCCUACCUCAACCUCAUAUAAGUUCAUAUUCAUCAGUCCCCGCCCCCAGUGUGUUUUUAUUCAUUGUCCACACAGAGUCAGAGGAGCAGGCCAUUGCCAAAGAAGCUAAGGAGCUGAGCGUCUCCAUGGAUCUCAACGUGGUGAGGCUGAAGUUCACGGCCUAUCUGCAGGACAGCCAGGGCGAGUACACGCUGGCCCUGAAGCCGGUCAUCUCCAACCCCAUCUACGACAGCAAGUCACCCAACGCUUCCAACCUGAAGAUCUCUCGCAUGGAUAAGACAUGUGGCUCCGUGCUCGGGGGGGAUGAGGUCUUUCUGCUGUGUGACAAGGUGCAGAAAGAUGAUAUUGAGAUUCGCUUUUUCGAGGACGAAGAUGGAAGCUGGGAAGCGCUGGGUGACUUCUCUCCCACUGACGUCCACAAGCAGUACGCCAUUGUGUUUAAGACCCCCCAGUACCACACCACAGAGAUCAAGCGGCCCGUCACCGUCUUCCUGCAGCUGAAACGCAAGAAAGGUGGCGACUGCAGCGAGCCCAAGCAGUUCACCUACGUGCCACACAAUGAAGACAAGGAGGAGGUCAAGCGAAAGAAGCAGAAGCCUCUGCCUGACAUGUACGACCACUGGAGGGGGCCAUUUGGGGACAAUGGCGGGCUGGGGGGGGCAGGAGGACUUGGAGGCAGCGGAGGAGGGGGAGGAGUCAAUGGUGGAGGAGGUGGUUCCUGCUUCCAGUUCGACCCUGCCAUGGGUGGCGGCUUUGGCCAGUUCGGAGGGGUUGGAGCUCAGAUGUCCGAUUCGUCAGAGCCACAGGAUGCGGCCCCAGGAAGCCAACUGCGGGGUCAGGGGACGCCACUGCAACAGCGCCUCCUGCAUGUUGCCGCCACAGUCCAAGGCAGGACUUCCCCGAUGUCCCGCCAGAUGGCAAGAGCCCUUCUGGACUACUGCCGCACCGGAGACGUACACCUCCUACUGGCUGUGCAGAGGCACCUCUGUGCAGCCCAGGAUGAAAAUGGUGACACACCUCUGCACCUGGCCAUCAUCAACCAGCAGACGUCCGUGGUGGAGCAACUGGUCCGCACCAUCGUCAGCAUGAAGCAGCAGAAGAUCCUGGACACACGUAACCACCUGCAGCAGACACCUCUGCACCUGGCGGUGAUCACGGGGCAGUCCAAGGUGACGGGCUUCCUGCUGGGGGCAGGAGCUGACCCCAGCUUCCUGGAUCGGGACGGGCGGACGCCGGUGCAUCUGGCCGCGGCCUUGGGGGACGAGACCAUGCUACGCACAGUGCUGGCCCCCCUGGGGGAGCGGCACUCCCACCUGCUCAACGUGCCCGACCACAGCGGGCUCUUCCCGCUCCACCUGGCUGUGCGGAAGGGGGCGGAGCGAUGCUUACGGGCCCUGGUGGAGGCAGGCGCCUGGAUCAACACGGCGGAGCUGAAGGGUGGCUGCACCGCGCUACACCUCGCGGUGACGGAGAACCUCUUCAGAAUGGCCUUCAUGCUGAUCACUGAGCUAAAGGCGGAUGUGAACGCGAUCACCUUCGCGGGGAAUACGCCACUGCACCUGGCCGCCAGCCUGGGCUCCCCCACGCUGUGCUCCAUGCUCCUCGCUGCAGGUGCCCAGAAGAAUGCGGAGAACGAUGAGCCGCUGUUCGGCCUCUCCUCAGAUGAGGAGCAUGGGGAAGCAGAGGAGAGAGUCAAUGAGGGAGAAGAAGGGAAUGGACGGCAGGCCGGGAUUCCCCGCAAGCGGCCUGCCCCAGGGCACACGCCUUUCCACCUGGCCAAGUGCCAGAAGGUUCGGGAGCUGCUUGACUGUAGGAAGAGUCCCAUGGCCAGUAGACAUGCCGUCAGCCCCCCUAAGACACCGACAGACGAUGUGUCCCAUUUGGACGGAGAGGUCCUUCAGCAGCUGGACGGGAUCCUCAGCCGGGGCCACGUUCCCUGGAGGGAUCUGGCUGAGAAGCUGGGGAUGCUGACGCUAGCCGACCUCUUCCAGGAGACCCCCUCUCCCUGCCAGAGCCUGCUGGAGAGCUACCAGGUGGGCGGGGGUCAGGUGGCAGGACUGGUGGAGGCCCUGCAGUCACUGGGCCUGAACGAAGGAGUGAUGCUACUAAGACAAACAGAGAUGAAGGACAAGACGCACAGUGCAGAUGCCACAGAAGACAGUGGUUUUGGCAGCCAGACGAUGGACGAUAUGGAGCGGCCUGUCCUUGCCAACUCCUGAGCCCUGAGGCCUGGCCCCAUGUCACUGAUCAGGCAUGAGAGGUCCCUAUAGAGGUAUCAUGUGACAUGAGGAGUGACAUUCCUGCCCGAGUUGCUAGUACUCGUGGGCUCAAAAAAUUCAAAGCUCUACGGUUCUGAAAUUACUGAAAAAGUUUGCCCAGCAGAGGCAUCUUCGGGACGCGAGAUUCUCUUCCACAGGAAAUAUUACACCCACUUGAUGUUUCGUAGUAAGUCUUCACCGUCUUACAAAUACUGUGUAUUCUUUGUCUGGGUAGAAGACCACAAAGCAUAUCUUUGCCAGCCAGGGAAAUGUGCAAAAUUGAAAUGAAAUAUAUUUGAAUGUUGUGACCUUUUCCUGAAGCAGCUUGGGACUGAGGUUUGUGUGUUUAUUGUUAAAGUCUUUUUUUAAAUAAAGUCUGGUCCCCAUUCCA
Messenger RNA from Paramormyrops kingsleyae, 3894 nucleotides. The record is from RefSeq and is a predicted model, not a curated record. NCBI's taxonomy places the organism in Eukaryota, Metazoa, Chordata, Actinopteri, Osteoglossiformes, Mormyridae.